UGCUCGAAUAGAAGCAUAGUGUAAGGUUUAUCGGCAAAAUAUUCUCAAACGAUGAAUAAUGUACUUUUUUCUACUAUGAAACGCUAAGCUGUGAAUGCCUGUAGUAAUUUUUCAGGACAGAAUUAGUUAUCUAUGAUAUCGUAUCUCGAACGUUUUAUUGACGCAUAGCUAUCAACCGUUAACACCGAUCGUUACUCACUCCUCCAUUUAGAACAGUAGAAGGCAGAAACCCUUGGACACAUCAUCGUUCGACCACUUGUUUCAAUGUGCAACCAGUUUAUUCCGGACUAAUGGUGAAAGGGAUGUAAUCGUUAACAAAAGUGUCGUUAUAGGAACUUGUGGACAAUGAGUAUUGAAGAGAGGUGUACCACAAAAAAUGCGACCAGUUCGGGCCGGUUGUGUUUGUGAAGAAAAGAAACAUUGUUUUUCGCGUGUACCUACGAUGCUAUGUUGCGUGCGGUCUUACUCACCCAAAACAGAAUCGCCCUUCAGUUUAUAGACUCUGUAAGACAGAUAGUGGCCAAAAGGAAGCACCAUAUUGCUAACCACCCUUUGAACAUUGUUAACAUUGUACUUUGUGCGAUGCAAAGUGCAGGACUCUCAGAAAAUGCUGGCAAGGGGAUAUCCGCGUCUGGAAUAACCGUAGAAUCGAUGAAACUGUAAUAACUGUCAUUUGCUCGAUCGUAUCGUGGGUACACAGAGAAAAUGAAAAAAAGAUUGCUUUUGUGCUUCGUCUGCGCCGUCAUACUUUUUAUUCUUAUGAUCUCCACCGAUAAUGAUUUUAUUCAACACGUAUCGCCGUUUUAUCUCAGUGGUUCCAAUGAUAUCACGUGUUACGAAGGGGCUAAUUCAGCGGAUAACAUUCCAGAUUUUAAUCCAAAAUCAGUAUCGAAGGGGUCGACGAAGGAUCGAAACAUCUUCUUCCACGAGACAUCCUGCUUCGACGAUGGUGGUCUGCUUUUGAACGCUCGCCAAGCGUGUGCCGUAGAAUCUGCGGCUAAAAUGAAUCCAAAGACGAACGUGUAUCUUCUGUUCGUGUCCCCCGCGAAAAUCAACAACCAGUCGAAGGAAUUCUUCAAUCAGUUACGAACUUAUCCGAACAUUCAUUUGGGACACAUUUAUCCGGAGGAAUACGUGAAGGGUACACCUUUGGAUGUAUGGUACAAAAGCGGCGUACUGAAAAAGAGCCGAUGGCCAAGGAGUCACAUGUCGGACAUUCUUCGAUACUUGACCCUAUGGAAAUACGGAGGAAUAUAUUUAGAUUUGGACGUGGUUGUCACUACAUCCCUCGAAAAUUUAACAAAUUUUGCUGGCGCCGAAGACUGGGACGAUGUUGCUGCUGGAGCGAUAGGCAUCGACGCUACAACUUUGGGUCGUCGAGUGGCCGAUGCUUGCAUUCGUGACUUAAUGAAGAACUUCCGUGGCAAUAUUUGGGGUAACAACGGCCCUGGUGUUAUCACCAGGACUCUGCAAAGAAUCUGUUCUGCGAAAUACGUUCGGGAUAUGACUCCUGCUCGAUGCGGUGGUUUCAAAGUUUUCCCGCCGUCAACUUUUUACCCGAUUCACUACAAGAAAUGGAAAAUGUAUUUCGAGACGAAGAAUAAGAAUGCUACAAUGAAAAUGAUCGAAAAAGCCAUGGCUAUACACGUUUGGAACAAACUGAGUAACGCGCAAGAGGUACGCGUGGACAGUGACGUUCCUUAUGCGAUCAUUGCGCGAAAGCAUUGCCCAAAGAUCUUCAACAACUGUGGAAAAAUGUUUUAACAUCUUUCUUGCCAUAGAAAUUAUCGUGCGAAUUAAGAAAACAGUGAAGGAGAAAAGAAAAUUCUAAAUACCAAUGAAAUUACACUAGUGUUUCAUGAGAGCGAAGAUUAAAAAAUAAAUUAAUUUUUGUCAUCUUUAGCACUCUAUGUAGCCAUGUGCCUAAAUAUUAUAGAAACUAAACAGUAGAAUAGGCACGCCUAUUUCUACUGUGGAAAUUAAAUUAUUAAUUGAUCAUUUGAAGGCAGCAUGAUACUUAUGUGAAACUAUAGCUCGUACAAUUUUCUAUGACGCACUGGAUGAUAACAUUUUUAUUUACAACAAACUCUGUUCUAUGUACAUACUCUAAAAAUAUCAUAAGUGAAUUUAUGUUAACAUUCGUACGUCAAAUGUUUAUAAUAUAUCCUCGUUUAUGCGGCAACGUAUACUUAAUGUUUUUUGAACGUAUCUUUAAAAAUAAGUGAGCAAAAAUAACAUGAAUAUACAGGGGUUGUACGAACCUUAAAAUAGACUUGUAUGCAUACACAGUUUAACAUAUGUGUAGUCUCAAACAGAAUUUUACGUGAUUCUUCUUUAAGUUGUUUAGUAGUCUGAUCCCCAAAACUGACUUAUCCACCCCUUGUAUAUCGUUAGAACUGAAUUGACAUUUCGAAUGAUACAAAAUUUCUUAAAGGACGUACGAUUAUGACAAUAUCAAAGACCAAGUUUGUUAACCAAAGGAAAAUAUACAAACUAUUAGCAACAUAUGCGUUAUAUAAUAUAACAAAAAUAUAAAUAGAAGGAAUUACGUGUUGUAAAUUACCCCGAAGUUAUUGCUAAAGUAUUUGUAAUUAGUUCAAGAAAGUUCAUUAGAACAUGAACUUUAAAAUUAAUUGCAAAAAGCACAAACAAUCAUCGUGAAAGAGAAUUUAUAUACAAAUUAAUUAAAGAGAUUUCUGUUCGAUUAUUGUAAGUGUUUCUUAUGAAAGAAACUUGAAAUAUUUAUAACAAGUUAUAGUACUGGCGAAAAUGUACCUGACCCAACAUUUUUCUGACAUUAAGUUUAAGAAAAAAAGGAAUCUAUCGACACAUAGCUCAAUUGAUUAUAGUAGCUAUUUAAUGCAAAUUGUGAUUCAAAUCGUGAAUGCACAAUUAAAUAGAUUUUUAUUCUGUUUAUAUUAAAAAUCUUAGUUAAAUUAUAAAAUUUAUGCGAAUCUACUCGAUUAAAAUUCACAUUCCAACGCGAUAAUCAAAACUGAAAGUAAUAAAACUAAAAUUUAUUUUAACGCUAAUAUAAUACAUAUGUAUUGUAUUAUACCAUAAUUUGGAUAAAAUAACCGAAGAAAAAAGACUGUUCAUGUUGUACUUAAUAUUUGAUGUCGAUUGUUUAGUAAAUUUGAAGGCAGUUUUCAAUGAUAGUGCCUAUUAAGAUGAAAUGAAAAGUGUUAGGAGAAGGCUAAACUUAAUUUCUAAAUAAAAAAAAUAAAAAAACAAAUAUGUAUAACAUAGAAAAGUUUAAAAGAAACAAGCUAUUUUUUCAAAGAAGCACACAAUGGAAAUAUGUAAGAUUUAGUUAUUAUAUUUUAAACGAUAAGGUGUUCAUGUUCCUAGUUUAUCAAACACUAUUGUACAACUGCAAGUCUUAUAUACUGUUUUUGGAUGCUUUAUGUUUUUUCUAUAUAAACGGAAGAUUU
This is a messenger RNA of Osmia lignaria (orchard mason bee), 3434 nucleotides long. RefSeq names its product lactosylceramide 4-alpha-galactosyltransferase-like. Gene Ontology annotation, biological process: glycosphingolipid biosynthetic process. The record is from RefSeq and is a predicted model, not a curated record. NCBI's taxonomy places the organism in Eukaryota, Metazoa, Arthropoda, Insecta, Hymenoptera, Megachilidae. Gene Ontology annotation, molecular function: alpha-1,4-N-acetylgalactosaminyltransferase activity.